AUGCAGGAAGCCACGGAGGGCUGCACGGUGUGGGAAGGGGUCGAUGAAGACACCUUUGUCCGCUUCGGUCAAUACGUGUAUACCGGCAACUACGAGGGCAGUGUUCCGUUUGAGCCACCGGCCGUGGAGGAACCCGCGCCGGAGCUAGACGCGGAGCAACCUGCGCCAGAGCUGGUCGCAGAGGAACCUGCGCCGGUGCUAGAAGCGGAAAACGCCGCGCCGGAGCCGAUGGACGCAAGCGGACCGGCUGAGGAACCUCCAGGGACAGACCGUCCUGCAGAGGAGCCCGAGGUCGCCAAAGAAGAUUCGCCGGCCGAAGCACCGUGUGAACCUAAGCCAGAACCGGCAGACGCUGGCUUUUGGAGUGCUCCUCCGAGAUCUGCCGAGAAGAAAAAGAAGAAAAAGUCCAAGAUCCUCCUAGAUCAAGACAUUUCAAUGGACUUUUCCUCCGAGCUGGACGAGUUCAAGACGGUCGCUCCGCCACUGACGAGGGACGAUGCAUGGAAAAGCUUUGAAGAGAAGCAAUAUGAAGCCGGCGGUGACAACGCCAACUACUCGGUGCCCCCCAAUCCCAAAAACCGCCGAAUAGUGUACGAGCAAGUUUUUCUCGAGCACGCCCGCGUCCACAUGAUGGCCUACUACUACGACAUGCAGCCGCUCGCGCAGCUCGCCCUCUUCAAGCUCCACCGGGCGCUGUGCACUUUUACGCUGCACGACGAGCGCAUGGGCGACGUGGUCGGCCUGCUGCGGUACUGCUAUCGCGAGGAUGAUCGGCCGCUGCUCCGGGCCAUGGUGAGCGAAUACGCCGCCUGCCACGUCAAGCAGCUCUGGGCCGACGCCGAGUUUCGGGAGCUGUUUGGUGAGCACGGCGAGAUGUCGGUCGCCAUUAUGGGGUGCAUCAUGGAGAGAUUGCACUGA
Molecule: messenger RNA, 918 nt
Organism: Beauveria bassiana ARSEF 2860
Lineage: Eukaryota; Fungi; Ascomycota; Sordariomycetes; Hypocreales; Cordycipitaceae
Exons: 1
Coding region: 1-918 (305 amino acids)
Source: RefSeq, a predicted model, not a curated record